Pogona vitticeps (central bearded dragon) is the source of this 3302-nucleotide messenger RNA. Lineage: Eukaryota; Metazoa; Chordata; Lepidosauria; Squamata; Agamidae. The record is from RefSeq and is a predicted model, not a curated record.
CUUUGGCCAGAUGGUGGUUUUCCUUUUCCUGUGCUUUUGAGCUCUGAAAUUCCUGCUCCGGCUAAGGGUUCCCCCUCCUGUGGCCUGGUUCCAAUUCUGGUGCUCCGGUUUUUGACUCCUAUCCUGGCUCGUUGGUUUUGAAAGGUCCCAUCUCUGCUUAGCUGUAAAAACUAACAGAAUAACCUUCCACCCUGACCCGGCUUCUCUGCCUGACCUACACUGCUGGGUUGUUGUGAAUGAUUAUGUAUGUUGAAUCGGCUGUCCCAACCCAUGCGAGGGAUAUUUCUGCCGACUUGAUGAAACAGUUUGCUUUUCUUUCCGGUGGGCGAGGAAAGGACCACGGCUGGAUCAUAACAUUUCCCGAAAACUCCAGUUUCAACCAAUUGCCUGAGGAGGUUGUGAAAAAAGUUUUGAGCUACUUAACUUGGAUCCCAAGCCAACGCAAAUCUGACAGCAAAUUUAUCCUAAUCCUGGAUAAACGGCUGGAUACCUGGACGUCCAUCAAAAUGUCUCUCCAACGAAUCGCAGCGUCCUUUCCUGGCAGGCUCCACCUUGUCAUGGUCCUGCGUCCCACCGGAUUUUUCCAGCGCACUUUUACCGACAUUGGGUUCCGGUUCAGCCAAGAAGAUUUCCUGCUGAAGCUGCCGGUGGUGAUGCUGAGCUCAGUCAGCGAUCUGUUGGCCUAUAUAGAUGAGAAGCAGUUGACCCCUGAACUUGGGGGGACCCUGGAGUAUUGCCACAGCGAAUGGGUCAUCCUCAGGACGGCCAUAGAAAGUUUUGCCCUCAUGGUGAAGGAAAUCGCCCAGAUGUUACAGGCCUUUGGCAUGGAGCUGGCAGAAACGGAGCUGCCGGACGACACCUAUGCAAUUGAACGGAUCCUGGCCCUGCGCACGGAGAAAUAUUACCAGCUAAAGGAAGAUAUAACGACAAUUACCAAACAAGGAACCCUGCUCUUGUGUAGCUUAGAGGAACCAGACACCGAUGAAGCUGAUGAAGAGGAAGCUCAGGAGAGGACCGGCGACUGGGAGACAGUCAGCAGAUUGCUGACCCAGUUACGUGAGAUGGAAAUGGCUUUUGAUGGAUUCUGGGAGAAGCAUCAGCUGAAGAUGGAGCAGUUCUUACAGCUGUGGAAAUUUGAGCAGCAUUUCCAAGAGCUCAGUAAAGAGAUGGAAUUUUUGAUGAACCAGCAGGGACAGCUUCCUGAUACUGGAGAUAACAUCUCUCAGGUGAAACAGAGACUCUCCGAUUUGGAAAAUCUGAGCAAAACAGCACAGGAUUUAACUGGGAAAGCACAAGUAGUGAUUCUCCAUGGCCACCAGCUGGCUGCUAACCACCACUACGCCCUCAACCUGAUCUGCCAGCAGUGCAACGAGCUGAGGCACCAUUCGGACCUCUUGCUGGAGGAAAUCAAAAGAAAAUGCAACCGGCUUCAGAAAACCUUGCACCUCCUCACCUCCUUGCAGCAGGCCCUAGAGUGCUGUGACGAAGGUGCGUAUCUUCUCGCCAACCAACCAAUGGAUAAAUGCCAGUCCCGGGAAGGCGCCCAAAAAGCACUGGAGGACAUUGAGAAGUUCCUGGAGAACUCUUCACCGCAUUUGAAUGCUGAUCCCCAAGCCCUGUACUCUGACUUUGAGUUCAUUUUAACCCCUGAACUCAAGGCCCGGAUCCAGAUGGUCCAGAUGAAACUUGAGAACGUGCGCAGCAUGUUCGAGAACAGGCAAGCCUGCUUCAAAAAGCUGGCCGACAAGCAAGUACGCCCAGUGCAGCUUGUAGCCCCACGUCCAGAAAACUCGCCUCGCUCAAGAUCCCCGUUGUUCUCUCCCAAACAUGGUGUAGAUUUUAAUUCCAGUUUGAGAUUUUCAUUUGAUAUAUCCCUGCCGGGGAAGAAAACUUCCAGGAAAUCUCAAAGUUCCCGCAAGAUUGAAGUCAUGCACGAUUUCCAAGAGAAAAGGAAUUCCUUGCAGUUUUGCAUUUCGGAAAGCGAGGACAGUUUAGACAUAGUGAAGAGCCAUGUAAUAAAUGAACUGAUAGAAACGGAGAGGGUCUACGUGGAGGAGUUGUUCACCAUUUUGAUGGGUUACAGAGCUGAGAUGGACAACCCCACCAUGGCCUUUCUCCUGCCGCCUCCCCUUCAGAACCGCAAAGAUGUCCUCUUUGGGAACAUGCCUGAGAUCUACGAUUUCCAUAACAGGAUUUUCCUCCAUCAUCUGGAGAGCUGCUUUGAAGCACCUGAAAGAGUUGGAUGCUGUUUCUUGGAAAGGAGGGAAGAUUUCCAGAUGUAUGAAAAAUACUGUCAGAAUAAACCCCAGUCGGAAUCUCUCUGGAGGCAAUGUGCUAAAAGUGCCUUUUUCCAGGAAUGCCAAAGAAAACUGGAGCACAAGCUUGGCUUGGAUUCUUACCUGCUUAAGCCAGUGCAGCGAUUGACCAAAUACCAGUUACUUCUGAAGGAACUGCUGAAAUACAGUACAAGUUGUGAGGGAGUUCAGGAGCUCCGAGAAGCUUUGGUAGCCAUGCUGGAUUUGCUGAAGUCGGUCAACGAUUCCAUGCAUCAGAUUUCAAUCACAGGUUAUGAUGGAGACCUCAGUGAACUGGGCAAAGUGCUGAUGCAGGGAUCUUUCAGUGUCUGGACAGGCCACCGGAAAGGACCCACCAAGAUGAAGGACCUUGCCCGGUUCAAGCCCAUGCAGAGGCACCUCUUCCUGUACGAGAAAGCCCUGGUGUUCUGCAAGAAGAGAGAAGACCACGGCGACAGCUAUGACAAAACCUCAUCCUACAGCUUCAAGCACUUUUUGAAAAUGAAUGCCGUUGGAAUCACAGAAAAUGUGAAGGGAGACCAUCGCAAGUUUGAAAUCUGGUACAGCGGUCGUGAGGAGGUAUACGUUGUACAGGCUCAAACCGUUGAUCUGAAGAUGGCGUGGUUGAAUGAAAUCAGAAAAAUUUUGUUCAAACAGCAGGAACUUAUUAAAGUUGAGAAGCAGUCGGCGCCUUCAAGCACAGACCAGAUCCAACUUUCUCCCCCGUUGAAUGAUGGGAAAAAACCCCGAGCCUCCGUCAGUUCAGAGGAAAAUGAUUCUGACCGCACCAGCCCUAUAACUGUGGAGAGUGGCACUUCUCCACCCCAGCACAAGCCGAACAGGUCCUGGCCGGGCAUGUCCCAUUCCUUGGAAAUCUGUGAAGGGCUUGAUGGCUGGUCUGGCCAGAGCUACUUCUUGACGUGCUCCGACACGGAAGAGGAAGAUGGGAAUCAACUGGACUGGAGCGUCAUGCUUUCCUGUGGAACUCAUUGCCACAAGAUCUGGUGA